This is a messenger RNA of Syngnathus typhle (broad-nosed pipefish), 7678 nucleotides long. RefSeq names its product adenosine monophosphate deaminase 2b (gene ampd2b). Gene Ontology annotation, molecular function: AMP deaminase activity. NCBI's taxonomy places the organism in Eukaryota, Metazoa, Chordata, Actinopteri, Syngnathiformes, Syngnathidae. The transcript is spliced from 18 exons. The coding region runs from base 4612 to 7089 and encodes 825 amino acids. Gene Ontology annotation, cellular component: cytosol. Gene Ontology annotation, biological process: IMP salvage; AMP metabolic process. The record is from RefSeq and is a predicted model, not a curated record.
UGACAAGGAGAGGGACAGACAGAGAGAGUCUUUAAUUCCCUCUUCUUAAACCCUUUAGCCCGCUUCCUGAUUGGCCAAUCAAUCUAAUUAUCUUAAUGAAUGUAAAUGCUGUCAAGUCAGAGGAGACGAGAGUAUAAACACUCACUUGUAGUGAGUUGCAGGUUUUAUUCUGGAUUGCAACAAACGAUCCAAUUUAUUAUGAUCAUUUGUCAACAAACUGAGUGUAACAGAAAGCAAAGAAUGCGCUACAUAUUUUAUGCACAUUAGUAUGCGUGUUCUAUAUUUGCAGCUUCAGCACACUGAUGAUAUAAUUUGCAGAGCACCUCAAUCGGUGGGAAAAAAAAAAUCAAGUUUGAGAAUAUUUGUAACGAUUGUAGGUGUCAUCUCUUUGAGAUGAAUUGCAUUCGCUUCCUGUUGUACUCUUGACUCCGGUCACAUGGAUGAGCAAGGAGAGCGGCAUUAAAGUCUCCUAAACUCCUUACAGUUAAGACGUUUAAAUCUCAGGUGGUGCGGUGACUGCUAAAUAGAGCAACUGCCGCCGCACCGUGUUAUUUGGUUGGAUGUGAGCGCUUACAUGACCUAAAUGCGUGCGCUAUAGGUUACAUAAUCCCUUUGUAAAUCAAUGUGUGUUUUAUGGCGAGGGGGAGAGAUGUUAUGAGGUGAAGAUGAAUGUGGCUGUGGCAACAGGCCCUCCAUAAGAUGGGCGUCAGUCCAUCAAGUUCCAGCUGUGCAUGUGGGCCAUCUUGACAUGCUGUUGUUAGUUAGAUACAGACAGAGAAGCAGUAUAUUUUGGGUCACAAAUGACGCCAGAAGUCUUUGUGGCAUUUAGUUUUCCAAAGUGAAAGAACUGUUGCAUUUGGCGCUAGGAUUUCAUUGAAGCGGUCAAUAUGGAUUUGGACAGAUUUACAUUUGAAGAGAAGACCAGAGAACGACAAGACAAUCAUUUAUAAAAAAGUAAAUAAAUAAAUAAACAAAUCGCUUAUCCUCAUUAAAAUCACGGGUAUCUAUCUCAAUUGACUUUGGGUGAGAAGCGGGAUACACAAAAGUUAAAAUCUUUUUAAAUUCUGUUUUAGCAGCUGAAUGAUUACUGCCAAUGAAAACCUGAAUUGGAACGUAAUAAAAGAAACAAUAUGAAUCAAAUUUAAUAUGGAAAUGAUAUUUGAAUUGAUGUGGCUCGGUGGGACACAGUUAGGAAGGUGCGGGUUCGAUUCCACCUCCGGCCCUCCCUGUGUGGAGUUGGCAUGUUCUCCCCGUAUCCGUGUGGGCUUUCUCCGGGCACUCUAGUUUCCUCCCACAUCCCAAAAACAUGCUUGGUAGGCCGAUUGAGCACCCCAGAUUGUCCCUAGGUGUGAGUGCGAGAAAGAAUGGUUGUUUGAUUUCGUGUGCCAUGCGAUUAGCUGGCAACCGGUUCAGGGUGACCCCCGCCUACUGCCCGAUGACCGCUGGGAUAGGCUCCGGCACGCCCGCGACCCCCGUGGCGGCAAGCGGUACAGAAAAUGGAUGGACGAAUGGAUGUUUGAAUUUUCCUUCUUGAACAUAUUUUUGUAAGUGUUUAAUGAAUCUGUUGUGAAUGUGAAUGAAUGCUUGUUGGUCUCUAUAAAUUAUUCCCAAACUAUCGCAAUUAGCGAUCAUCAGGUGUGCUCUGAUAAAUUAUCCAAUUUCACUUUAUUGGUCUGGAAAUUAUGAUUUACUGCAAAUCGGAAAUUUUGUUCAUCUCUUACAAUGCCAGUGACUGCAGGGACAGCCAGAACAAUAAAUGUUCCUCCAGCAGAGGGCAGAAAAUAUAUUUCACCCAUGAGUCACCAACUCUGGUCCUUGAGAGCCUCUAUCCUGUAUCUUUUAGAUGUUUUCCUGAUGGGGCAGGCUCUUGUGGCCUAGACACUACAAAACGGGCAAACUACGGUGGCACAUCGAGUGACGCCGACCAAUCCCAUUAGCCCGGAGAUGGCAUAGCCCCGUUUUGUGCUCAGUCUCUGCGGUUCUGAUCUGUUGACAAGAUUACUCAGAGAGCCUCGGCUCAAGCACAGAGGCUGAGGAUUAACACUUGAUAUUUUGGUUUGCGGGUUACAAUCUUCAAUGCAUUCAUUUUAAACGUCAAAUUGGUAAGGAUGCAUCGAGUGGUCAAACUGCUUUAAGGGCAUAACCGCAUGGAGACCAGCGCGUAAACUGUAGACCCAAGGCCCGGGGGCCAGAUAUGACCCACCACAUCGUUUUAGGUGGCCCACAAUUACAAAUUGUCUUCAAAAAAAUAGAGAUAUUGCUUGUUAUUUUUAUUACCAUUUGUCCUUUUAAGAAAUUUGAACAGUUUUUACUAGUCUCUGAUUUCAAAAGUAGUUUUUCAGUUUGCUUUGUAGCCUAUACUAUAUAUAGAAGGCGUUGACAAUCAUAAUGGCCCUCCGAAGGAAACUAUGACUAUGAUGCGGCCCUUGACAAAAAUGAGUUUGACACUUCUGUCUACAGUGUAGACAGUAAAGAGUUGAGGGAAAGUAGGUGUCUCUUCUCCCAUUUGUGAUACUUCAUUGAGGUUGGACUCCACUUGGUUCCACCCACUGAGGAGCUCAGCUAGAUUUUCCCCAUGUUAAUCUUUUAGUCUGCCAGAGAGAGAGGUGUCGUACUCUCACUGAUGACGCAUUGACAUGCUCGCUGAUGCCAUGUUGUCACGUUUACAUGUGACAGCUGCAGUGGCACCUUCAGUCAGCCCUUAAUCACCAUUAAAAAUUACACAUGGGCUUCUGAGUGGUGUUAUAUUGUAUCUAUUUUUAGCUUGCCAUUGCGCUCAAAUUAAGUUGUUGUUAAUUGCUAAUGUUGUACAGCAGUAGCACAGCUGGAAAGCAGUUCAAUGUCAGGAAAAGCCCACUAGAUAAGAAUUAGAUGCACUUUACUCAGUGCACAGUACAGUUAUUCAUUUACGUUUGAAUAGGAAAUAAUAAAAUCAAAAGCCAAAAUGUCUUCCUUUACAAGUAUGCUCAGGUUCCCGUGGUAUUCAUGUUACAACAUAUGGUUGCACUCCUGUGGUUCCUAUUUUCCCCUCUGCUGCAUAUUUCAACCAAACAAGCAAAAUGCAGUGACUUGUUAACAGGUCGUGGAAUAGACAGAUGACUGUGUUUCCAAGGUCAGUUUCAAUGGCACUUGUACUGCUUGUGCUGCUUGGGCUGCUGCCGCAGAGGGAUUAGCCGCACAGACAGAUUAUCUGUAGGGGGAAGUGGAGUGAGGGUGCUUUCAUGUAAGGAAACACUUCAUUAACUUCUUGUUUGCUCAUGUUUCACACAAGAUCACAUUGACUUGCAGGAUGUCAUUGCUCAAACCUUUCAAGAAGUUUCACUUCCUCCUAUUUUAGAUGCAAGAAGAGAAUGCAAUACAAAUUCAAGUAGUCUUAUUUACAUGUGAUAAAUUCAUUGUGUCAAUACUGCACAGUAUCACGUCCCUUAUUAAAUGUUCACCAUCCAAAGAUGCAAAGCUGCAGACUAUUUUAGAAUGUGAUUAAAUGACUGAACACUGGAUUAAUAUGCCUUUGAUUGAGACAUUUUAUCUAUAUGUAAUACCAUAAUGAUAUUUGUUUUUAGUUAUCAUGAUGGUUUUGAAUGUGAUCCACAGCAUAGAGCAGAAAUAUAAUUCUGCUGCAGUCUUCAGACAGUUAUUUCACAUUUCCACAAGAGGGCGCUGGCUCAUUUCUGAACAUGGACAACAGGAAAAUGGGCCAUUUUAUAGCCUGAAGUAUGUGCCACCAGAAACAAUCAAAUAUUGAAUAAAAUAUAGGACAAGUAUUUAUUUUUUAUGGGUUGUGGGGUUCUUAACAGUUCACAUGAGGCUUUAUUUGUAUUUCAAUGUGCAUUUGGGGGGACGUUUUAUAUGUGUGUAGGUUUCUCCUCACUAUUCAGGGAUUAAAUGUUUUAUUAAGAAGUAAUUUUAUAAUUCUGGAAAUUAUUUUGUCAUGAAACCAUGUUAACUCUCGGUCAAAAUAAAUCAGCUGCUGUAUGGAUUUUAUACCGUUUUUGUUUGUCAGUUAGUUACUUUGUUUGUUUCUUCAAUUGAAAAAGAAUCCAAGUUUAAAGCCCACACACAAAGUCUUUUCCAAAAUCAGAACUUUCCACUCCCUUGAUUUACCCACGCAGACUUUUGGUUGCCAUGGCAACAGUGCAACCAGGAGGCGUAUGCUGCUGAGUGCGUAGAUCAUUUGUAUUCUCUGAGCGCACGUGCAUGUUUACAUGUGCUGAAUGAUAGAAGGUGUGCGUGUGUGUCGGGGGGUGGCCACGCGUCUCCCUGUUACACCCCCAACCUCCAUCAAUGCUGCAGCUCCAGCGCUGAUGUCUUCUGAAGGGCGGGACCAGAUUUUCUGCAGAGGGAUACUCUGCAGCUCACACUGUACCAACCAGUUUGGCAAUACCUGGCUCCCAAGAGCGUAUGCACACACUCACACACGCGCAAAAGUAGACUGCACUUGAGCCCCCCCAAGCAUUCAGCAUCAGUACAAUACGUAUCUCAUCAUCUGCUUUUCUCUCGCUCGCUUUCUCUCUCGACCCCUGUCUCGCUGUCUCUCCAUCGACGCUGACAACCUCCGCAGCUCUGACUCAUUCAGUUCUCCAUACAAGUGGAAGCACAGGAACUGGCAGCAUGUCCUCCAACGUGCCCCCCGGGGCAGCCAAAAGCAAGCCCCACUCUCCCUUCAGAAAGCGAGGAAGCCUGCAAUACACAACCAGUACAGUCGACCUCCGUGGUGCCCGCCACCUCCUCACACCCCAGCAUUCCUUGCCUGGGAUCCCCGUGGCCUUAAAACAAUCCAUAGAUCUCCGUACAUCCAUGGACGGCAAGUACAAAGAAAUUGCCGAGGAACUGUUUUCACGCAGCCUAGCAGACAGUGAGAUGCGCAGUGCUCCUUAUGAAUUCCCAGAGGACAGCCCCAUUGAACAGCUCGAGGAGAGACGACAGCGCCUUGAGCGGCAGAUCAGCCAAGAUGUCAAGUUUGAACCAGACAUCUUGCUGAGAGCCAAACAGGAUUUCAUGAAAACAGACAGCGCUGUAGAUCUAGAAUACAUGAAGCAACAAAGUCAAGCGCCAGAUCUGCUGGAGAGAGAAUUGCUCCCCGAGAGAGAAUACCAGCGGGUCACCAUCUCUGGAGAUGAGAAAUGUGGGGUUCCCUUCACGGACUUGCUGGAUGCUGCAAAGUGUGUGGUGAAAGCCCUGUUCAUAAGACAGAAGUAUAUGGGCCUGUCGUUGCAGAGCUUCUGCAGGACCACCAAGAGCCACCUGCAAGAGCUAAGCGAGAGACCGCUCGACCUGACUAUCAAUGAGGAAGAAUUUCAAGAGGCGACGGAGGCCAGUGCAGAUGCCACAGUGCACCCACCUGUUUCUGGAACGCACCCCUACAAGAACAAGGACCCGAGCAGCAUGCCGCCCGACGUGGGCUACGGCUGCACGAUGGUGGAUGGUGUCAUGCACGUGUACACAUCAAGAGAGACCAUGGACAAGAGCACCGAGUUGGACCUGCCAUAUCCGAACCUGCAGGAGUACAUUGCUGACAUGAAUGUCAUGAUGGCCCUCAUCAUCAAUGGACCAGUAAAGUCCUUCUGCUACCGUCGCCUGCAGUAUCUAAGCUCUAAGUUCCAGAUGCACAUCCUCUUGAAUGAAAUGAAAGAAUUGGCAGCGCAGAAAAAAGUCCCGCAUCGAGACUUCUACAAUAUCCGGAAGGUUGACACGCAUAUCCAUGCCUCCUCCUGUAUGAACCAAAAGCAUCUUUUGCGCUUUAUCAAAAGAGCCAUGAAGAAGUAUUCUCAGGAGAUUGUCCAUGUGGAGAGAGGAAAGGGUCAGACGCUCAUGGAGGUAUUUGAGACGAUGAACUUGACUGCUUUUGACCUCAGUGUGGACACUUUGGACAUGCACGCGGAUCGCAAUACUUUUCAUCGAUUUGACAAGUUUAAUGCCAAAUACAAUCCCAUUGGUGAAUCCAUCCUGAGAGAGAUCUUCAUCAAAACGGACAAUCACGUCGAAGGCAAAUACUUUGGCCACAUUAUUAAGGAGGUGAUGGCUGACCUGGAGGAAAGCAAGUAUCAGAAUGUGGAGCUGAGAUUGUCCGUGUACGGGCGCUCCAGAGAUGAGUGGGAAAAGUUGGCAAAGUGGGCUGUCAAACACCAGGUCUACUCGGACAAUGUGCGAUGGCUGGUGCAAAUGCCACGACUUUUUGAUGUCUACCACACCAAGAAGCAGCUGUCCAACUUCCAAGAGAUGCUGGAGAACAUUUUCCAGCCUCUGUUUGAAGUCACAAUCCACCCAGGCAAACAUCCUGAGCUGCACCUCUUCCUUCAGCAUGUUGUGGGUUUUGACAGUGUGGAUGAUGAGUCCAAACCAGAGCAGCAUAUCUUCAACCUGGACAGCCCACUGCCGGCCAAUUGGACAGAGGAGGACAAUCCACCCUACUCCUACUACCUCUACUAUAUGUACGCAAAUAUGACUGUUCUGAAUCACCUGCGCAGGCAGCGAGGCUUCCACAGUCUUGUACUGCGUCCACAUUGUGGCGAGGCAGGCCCCAUCCAUCACCUGGUGUCUGGGUUCAUGCUAUCAGAGAACAUCUCCCAUGGGCUACUGCUCCGGAAGGCUCCUGUCCUUCAAUAUCUGUACUAUUUGGCUCAGAUUGGCAUCGCCAUGUCUCCACUAAGCAAUAACAGUCUGUUCCUUAGCUACCAUCGUAACCCUCUGCCAGAGUACCUCUCCAGAGGCCUCAUGGUCUCCCUGUCCACAGACGAUCCUUUGCAGUUUCACUUUACUAAGGAGCCCCUGAUGGAAGAGUACAGCAUUGCUGCUCAGGUGUGGAAGCUGAGCUCUUGUGACAUGUGUGAGCUGGCCAGAAACAGUGUGCUGAUGAGCGGUUUUUCUCAUCAGAUGAAGAGCUAUUGGCUCGGCCCAGACUAUGUCAAAGAAGGUCAAGAGAGCAACGACAUCAGGCGCACCAACGUCCCGGACAUCCGCUUGGCAUAUCGCUACGAGACCAUGUGUGAAGAGCUCAAUUUAAUAACGCAGGCCAUUCGUACGGACGAGCUGGACACGAUUGAAGAGGAAGAGAGUCUGUGCAUGGCUGCUCCACAAGCAAAGCAAUGAACUAUCCCCAUGGAACACAAAAAUAGUUAAAACACUGUGGAAAAUACUGAAACAGUUUGUGUUUAUUUCCAUGAGGUGUAACCUUUCAUUGUUAAGUCUCCAAAUAUUCUAUUUUAUUUUUAUAUGAUUUGUUGAUGGUCAUAUCUUGUCAGCUUUUCUGUAUCAGCAUCCAAGCUGUUAUUGUCAUAAACUUGACAUCUCAUUGCUGUUUGUUUGGUAAUUAUUCAGUCUUUUGUGAAUAUUUGAACUCCUGGGCCCGAAGCCCAGAUCCCCCAUAGUCUGGCCCUGGUCAUUGCUCGUCUCCAGCGAUAAUGCAAGCAAUGUAAGGAUUGAUUUCUGUUCACAUGUGCUGCUUGUGCGAAGAUGCAUGAUACGUAUGUCGCUGCACUCUCAACCCUUGUACAAAGUCAACUGUUGCCAAAUGGAGUCAUUUGAAAAAAUGAAAGUUGGUUGAGAUUCUUAUGUAAUAUCAUUCAAUGUCUUAAUGUCUUUGUGAGAAGUACAAGUUGCAGUUCUAGGCAAUGCUUGUCUCCACCCAGGUGAUGCUGCAUUGUAGUUGUUUUGUGAAAUACAAGUUCAUGUUGCCUGU